UUCAAAGGGAGAAGGAGGAGGAGCAGAGAAAUAUCGCCAUAACUUUCUGCACUGAGUUUCUCCAGAGUCCUUCCAUUGAGACAAUACUGACAAAAUCAGAGCUCCAGGCACAGCUCAUGGAAUGGACCCAAGAUAAAAACCCCAUUGUACGUCGGCUCAGUCUGCGAGGCCUUGGCAGUAUUGUGCUCCAGCCAGAAAAGGUGCACUCGUUACGGGCCCAGCUGCCAGCGAUCAUGGACAUGUUCUGUGACACGGAUAGAGGGCGUGUCAUGGGAGCCAUGCAUCAAGCUGCAGACAUCAUCUACCUCCUGGAUGGGGAGGGGCUUGGCUCCAUCUCCCAGGACAUUGCAGUCAGCCUUCGCCCCUUCAUUGAUGACGAGAGGGACAGCGUGCGCUCCGUUGCCAUUUUACUGCUUGGCAACGUGGUGAGCAGCGUGAAGGACCCGGACAAACCCAUCGUGCAGCAGAAGAUGAUCCACUGCUUGCUCCCGCUCCUGCUGCACCUUGAAGACCGGGAUGAGAGUGUGACACUGAGAUGCAAACUGACGCUCUUCCGCUGCGCAGUGUUUCUCAGGUGGGCUCAUUUGAAGACGCUGUUCCGCAGCAUGGCCUGGGAUGGCUCCACACAGCUCCGGAAGUGUGCCUGGAAGUGCUUGAUGCAGAACAACAAGAGCCACAUCCCCAAAUUCCUGUUCCACGCCUUAGAAUACCUGGAAAGCUCACAGACAACAAUCAGACAUUCUGCAGCCCUGUUCAUUGGUAAGCAGAGCGACUUCACUUGAGCUUUUUUGACCUGCUUCCUUCAAAGCCCUUUU
Messenger RNA from Mauremys reevesii (Reeves's turtle), 815 nucleotides. Its product is annotated as maestro heat-like repeat family member 5. The record is from RefSeq and is a predicted model, not a curated record. NCBI's taxonomy places the organism in Eukaryota, Metazoa, Chordata, Testudines, Geoemydidae. The coding region runs from base 117 to 782 and encodes 221 amino acids. Gene Ontology annotation, cellular component: cytoplasm. The transcript has 6 exons.